Brassica napus (rape) is the source of this 396-nucleotide messenger RNA. RefSeq names its product putative defensin-like protein 53. The record is from RefSeq and is a predicted model, not a curated record. The transcript is spliced from 2 exons. The coding region runs from base 68 to 301 and encodes 77 amino acids. Lineage: Eukaryota; Viridiplantae; Streptophyta; Magnoliopsida; Brassicales; Brassicaceae.
UAGAACUUGUCCUGAAGAACUAGAAAUCAUAAACAUAAUUUCUUUUCCAUAGAAAAAGCUAAAAGAAAUGGCUAUCACAAAAACCUCUGUGACUCUUUUUCUUCUAAUAGCAUUGGCAAUUUCGAUGUUCAACUGCAAUGUUGUGGCCGCAUCAGUGCCACCAAAUUGCUAUGCUCGAUGUGUGCCAGGAAGGUACGAACUUCGUGAAUGUGUCCAUGACUGUAUUGUGAAACGCCAAGGGUAUACUUAUGGGAGGUGUGUUCCGAACCCUAAUGGAAAAUGUUGUUGUAACCACGAAUGAUAAGAAACAAUAUUUUCUUAUAAUUGGUGAUAUAAGCGAUAUUGUUCUCAGUUUCAUUUGCUUUAACUAAAUAAAACUAAUCCUAUUAUGCAAAA